AUGAGGGAAAAUGAGUGCAGAGGUAUUACAGCAAAACUGCAGUUGGUUUGGAUGUCGCAUCUUGUUGGCCUGCCCACUCCAAGCUGGGAGUCGAGCCAUGGGAACUUGGCGAAGGCAUUGGUCUCGUGGUUCCUAGACAGAGGGCACCGCGUGAGGCUGGCUUCACAGAGCAGCGAACACCUCUGGCUCUCGACAGUGGAGGGACCACAGGCUUCUGCACUUCCAAUCCGAUGA
Messenger RNA from Sphenostylis stenocarpa, 234 nucleotides. The record is from the annotation of a GenBank genome assembly. NCBI's taxonomy places the organism in Eukaryota, Viridiplantae, Streptophyta, Magnoliopsida, Fabales, Fabaceae.